AUGGCGUCCGCCAGGUUGUCGCCAACGGCGAAUCUUCUGCGGAGAUCCCGCUUGUUCUCACUCCCUCCAACGAUUCAACCGCCGCAGGAACUCCCGGCGUCGAGACUGGUGUACGAUUCCGAAUCCGCUACCUUGCCUCACCCUAUUCGAGCCUCGAUUGUUACACCCCCAUCCUCACUAGCUAGAGGUGACUGGGGUCUGAAGCGGCCUCUGCCAGCCAAAUCAACCUCGGAAAGAUCGUCGAGACCCGUCGUCCGGGUGCACACUCUGGAUACCUACGAAAACACCACCGAUUUUGAAUCCGCUGCCGAUCACACCGUGACCCUGGAGAAAUUCCAAGAAUUGCACAUGCCCAUGUCACUUCCUGCCAAAGUUAACUAUGCGACAAGCAUGGUCCCUCGACACCAGAGCCCGUUCGAAACCCACGUCGAUAACUCGGAAACCAGCAAGGGUCUUAGGGAACCCGGCGCCAAACGAUACCGGCAUGUUGGGCCAUGGCUCGCUGGUUUGACGGAGGCAGAGUUCUUGGGGUAUUUGAAUCAAGUGAAACAAAGAAAGCCCGAGCUCCUUCAAAAGCUUCGGGAGCAAUUUGAUGCGAAACGUUUCGCCGAGACCCGGAAACAGGCCCAGGAUAAUGGAGAGGACUUGGAGGCCCUCAGUCCCACGAAGGUUACCGACGAGGAAUUCCAAGCCUAUAUCAAAUCCUUGCGUCAUGAUCCAUUUGCUCUCGGCCCCAUUGUGUACGACCUGCUGGACCUGCCAUCGCCUCCCGCCGUGCCCAGCGAGCGGAUCGGGCGCAAAUACUACCAAUCCACUGCCAACAAAAUGUCGGCAUCCGAAUACGCGACCUCGGGUCCUCCAAAGACACAUCCAUCGGCCGGUCUGUCAUACACCCGAUCGCACGCUUCGAUACAUAACCACCCCAAGUACGGUCCGCAGGCUUAUCAACGCCCCGUCGAGGCCCGUAUCUUGCGCCCGAAGGGUAGAUUCAAGGGACGAGUGAACAAGGCCAUUGCGGGUAUUGGUGGUAUUGCUGUGGAGGACUUGAAUGCCCUGACGUUUGUUGAUCAAGGCACACCCCCCGGCCUGACAUUCUUCGACGCAUCCAUCCCCGGUGGAGCUAAAUACUGGGUUACCCCGAUCCGAGCCUCCGUCGAUACCGACGGCCGAAUUGGUCUGUCUUCUUAUCGUGCGAGCGCGACGGCCAAGGCUCCUUAUGGAAUCGAGGACUACAAGAAGCCGGGUACCGCGAGCAUUUCGGACGCCGCUCGUGACCAUGCCACGAUGGUCCCCAUGCUGGAUCGGAAGCCUUUGAACCAGGCUCAAUUCAAGCAGGCGUCGGGUUCCCAGUCUCGGCAGCCUGCGAGGGGAACGGAGGAUAUUGCCCGCAGCCUUAUGGAGAGCCUCAGAUCGUCUUAG
Molecule: messenger RNA, 1419 nt
Organism: Penicillium alfredii
Lineage: Eukaryota; Fungi; Ascomycota; Eurotiomycetes; Eurotiales; Aspergillaceae
Product: mitochondrial 37S ribosomal protein bS1m
Exons: 1
Coding region: 1-1419 (472 amino acids)
Biological process (GO): mitochondrial translational initiation
Cellular component (GO): mitochondrial small ribosomal subunit
Molecular function (GO): structural constituent of ribosome
Source: RefSeq, a predicted model, not a curated record